Hevea brasiliensis (rubber tree) is the source of this 940-nucleotide messenger RNA. RefSeq names its product NDR1/HIN1-like protein 6. Lineage: Eukaryota; Viridiplantae; Streptophyta; Magnoliopsida; Malpighiales; Euphorbiaceae. The coding region runs from base 103 to 876 and encodes 257 amino acids. The transcript has a single exon. The record is from RefSeq and is a predicted model, not a curated record. Gene Ontology annotation, cellular component: plasma membrane.
GGGAACUAAUACAAGGAAUUGAAUUCCAUGUCCUUAUAUAUACCAAACCUUUCUUAUGUGAUUUGAAGUUGAGAAAAAUAAGGCAAAAACCAAUUCGAAGUGAUGACAGAUGGCCAGAAAAUUCACCCUACGGGGGAUGUGGAAGCACUUCCAACUUCACCAUUGGUGCCUCCAGGUUCAGCGAUUUCAGACAAAGCUACUACUCACCCUCCUUCACGACCACUGCCACCACCACAAUUACGUACCAAUUUUCCGGCUGCAAUCCACAGUGCUACAGAAGCACCAAAGACGAGAAGAAGCUGUUGCUGCAAGUGCAUAUGUUGGACAAUAGGCAUUAUUUUCCUUGCAUUAAUUGUUAUCAGUGCCAUUAUCGGCAUUCUCUACCUUAUUUUCCAACCCAAAAUUCCCAAGUACUCUGUUGACAGCUUGAAAAUAAGUGAUCUAAGGCUGACUUUCGACAUGUCCCUUUAUGCUGAAUUUGAUGUCAAGAUCACAGCUAAUAACCCAAACAAGAAAAUAGGAAUUUACUAUGAGAAAGGUGGAAGUUUGAGGGUUUGGUAUGGAGACUCUGAGCUCUGUGCAGGGUCUAUACCAAAAUUCUACCAAGGUCACAGGAACGUAACGAAGCUGGAUGUAAGCUUGAGCGGGCAGACGCAGUAUGGAAGAAGUUUGAUGAGUGCAUUGCAAGAGCAACAACAAACAGGAAGAAUUCCACUGGACCUUAAAGUUGAAGCACCUGUGUCUGUUAAACUUGGAAGGUUGAAGCUAAGGAAGGUGAGGAUCUUUGGGGAUUGCAUUUUGCUGGUGGAUAGCUUAUCUACCGAUAAUUUUAUUAGCAUUAAAGCUAGAAAUUGCAAAUUUAGAUUGAAGCUCUGAUUUUCUUUUAUAUAUUUGGUUCCUUUUCUUUUUAAUUUUAUGACAAUCAAUUAAUUUAUUUUCA